Molecule: messenger RNA, 8463 nt
Organism: Homo sapiens (human)
Lineage: Eukaryota; Metazoa; Chordata; Mammalia; Primates; Hominidae
Gene: HNRNPR
Product: heterogeneous nuclear ribonucleoprotein R
Exons: 11
Coding region: 712-2697 (661 amino acids)
Biological process (GO): mRNA splicing, via spliceosome
Cellular component (GO): cytoplasm; nucleoplasm; nucleus
Molecular function (GO): nucleic acid binding; RNA binding
Source: RefSeq, a predicted model, not a curated record
GCCAUUUCUAGUCGUUUUCAAAGCGCCUCGCGCUGAUUCUCACGGGCCCGGCUGCCGGCCCCCGCUCUGCCCUGGUGAGUCUCGCGCCGGCCCGUGGGGGGAGGGGCCGGGAGCCCCGAUGCGACCCGACUCAGCCCGGGCUCCGUGCCUGGUCCCGUUUCGUUUGCGCUCCGAGGCCCCGGGGUGGGGGUGGGGACGGGCUGGGGGCGGCUUCGGUCUAGUCCGCCCGCGCGGCUGUGGGCCUAGCCCGGCCGAAACGCUUCUCGCCCUCGCUCUUCCUCCCCCCGCCCCUUUAGCCCGCGGUCCGGCCCGCUGGGCGCUCUCCGCGCGGCCUGCUGGGGCCGGCCGUGCUUUUCCCGCCUCCGCUCGCUGCUCCAUGCGGCCGGAUCCCGCGAAGGGCCUGAGGCGCCCGCGGCCCUGCCGCUUCUCCCCGCCGGAGCCGCUUCGCUCCCGCCGCGGCCGGCCUAGCCCGAGAGGGAUGUGCUGAUGAUCCGGACGGGCCUGAGGGGAUGGGGGUGGGGGGCGGAAGGCGGGGUGCAGAUCCCAGGGUUAUCUGAGCCGGGAGAAAAGUUUUGUGUGAGCAGAAACCGAAAGGCCGAUUUGUGUGGGAAGCCUCCCUCCCCUCCCACAUUCUGCAUGCCGCGGGCUGAGAUUUGAAGGAAAAAAUGACUACUAGAGGCCGUAGAACUUAGGCUCCAAGCGGCGCCUGAAAUGGAUAAUUCUGAGACUGUCAGAGGCGCACCAAAUUGGAAAGGCGAUCCUUUUUCUUACACGCAGCAUAAUAAAAUGGCUAAUCAGGUGAAUGGUAAUGCGGUACAGUUAAAAGAAGAGGAAGAACCAAUGGAUACUUCCAGUGUAACUCACACAGAACACUACAAGACACUGAUAGAGGCAGGCCUCCCACAGAAGGUGGCAGAAAGACUUGAUGAAAUAUUUCAGACAGGAUUGGUAGCUUAUGUCGAUCUUGAUGAAAGAGCAAUUGAUGCUCUCAGGGAAUUUAAUGAAGAAGGAGCUCUGUCUGUACUACAGCAGUUCAAGGAAAGUGACUUAUCACAUGUUCAGAACAAAAGUGCAUUUUUAUGUGGAGUUAUGAAGACCUACAGGCAGAGAGAGAAACAGGGGAGCAAGGUGCAAGAGUCCACAAAGGGACCUGAUGAAGCGAAGAUCAAGGCCUUGCUUGAGAGAACUGGUUAUACUCUGGAUGUAACCACAGGACAGAGGAAGUAUGGUGGUCCUCCACCAGACAGUGUGUACUCUGGCGUGCAACCUGGAAUUGGAACGGAGGUAUUUGUAGGCAAAAUACCAAGGGAUUUAUAUGAGGAUGAGUUGGUGCCCCUUUUUGAGAAGGCCGGACCCAUUUGGGAUCUACGUCUUAUGAUGGAUCCACUGUCCGGUCAGAAUAGAGGGUAUGCAUUUAUCACCUUCUGUGGAAAGGAAGCUGCACAGGAAGCCGUGAAACUGUGUGACAGCUAUGAAAUUCGCCCUGGUAAACACCUUGGAGUGUGCAUUUCUGUGGCAAACAACAGACUUUUUGUUGGAUCCAUUCCGAAGAAUAAGACUAAAGAAAACAUUUUGGAAGAAUUCAGUAAAGUCACAGGUUUAACAGAGGGUUUGGUGGACGUUAUUCUCUAUCAUCAACCCGAUGACAAAAAGAAGAAUCGGGGGUUCUGCUUCCUUGAAUAUGAGGAUCACAAGUCAGCAGCACAAGCCAGACGCCGGCUGAUGAGUGGAAAAGUAAAAGUGUGGGGAAAUGUAGUUACAGUUGAAUGGGCUGACCCUGUGGAAGAACCAGAUCCAGAAGUCAUGGCUAAGGUAAAAGUUUUGUUUGUGAGAAACUUGGCUACUACGGUGACAGAAGAAAUAUUGGAAAAGUCAUUUUCUGAAUUUGGAAAACUCGAAAGAGUAAAGAAGUUGAAAGAUUAUGCAUUUGUUCAUUUUGAAGACAGAGGAGCAGCUGUUAAGGCUAUGGAUGAAAUGAAUGGCAAAGAAAUAGAAGGGGAAGAAAUUGAAAUAGUCUUAGCCAAGCCACCAGACAAGAAAAGGAAAGAGCGCCAAGCUGCUAGACAGGCCUCCAGAAGCACUGCGUAUGAAGAUUAUUACUACCACCCUCCUCCUCGCAUGCCACCUCCAAUUAGAGGUCGGGGUCGUGGUGGGGGGAGAGGUGGAUAUGGCUACCCUCCAGAUUACUACGGCUAUGAAGAUUACUAUGAUGAUUACUAUGGUUAUGAUUAUCACGACUAUCGUGGAGGCUAUGAAGAUCCCUACUACGGCUAUGAUGAUGGCUAUGCAGUAAGAGGAAGAGGAGGAGGAAGGGGAGGGCGAGGUGCUCCACCACCACCAAGGGGGAGGGGAGCACCACCUCCAAGAGGUAGAGCUGGCUAUUCACAGAGGGGGGCACCUUUGGGACCACCAAGAGGCUCUAGGGGUGGCAGAGGGGGUCCUGCUCAACAGCAGAGAGGCCGUGGUUCCCGUGGAUCUCGGGGCAAUCGUGGGGGCAAUGUAGGAGGCAAGAGAAAGGCAGAUGGGUACAACCAGCCUGAUUCCAAGCGUCGUCAGACCAACAACCAACAGAACUGGGGUUCCCAACCCAUCGCUCAGCAGCCGCUUCAGCAAGGUGGUGACUAUUCUGGUAACUAUGGUUACAAUAAUGACAACCAGGAAUUUUAUCAGGAUACUUAUGGGCAACAGUGGAAGUAGACAAGUAAGGGCUUGAAAAUGAUACUGGCAAGAUACGAUUGGCUCUAGAUCUACAUUCUUCAAAAAAAAAAAUUGGCUUAACUGUUUCAUCUUUAAGUAGCAUUUUGCUGCCAUUUGUAUUGGGCUGAAGAAAUCACUAUUGUGUAUAUACUCAAGUCUUUUUAUUUUUCCUCUUUUCAUAAAUGCUCUUGGACAUUAUUGGGCUUGCAGAGUUCCCUUAUUCUGGGGAUUACAAUGCUUUUAUCGUUUCAGGCUUCAUUUUAGCUUCAAAACAAGCUGGGCACACUGUUAAAUCAUGAUUUUGCAGAACCUUUGGUUUUGGACAGUUUCAUUUUUUUGGAUUUGGGAUAGAUUACAUAGGAGUAUGGAGUAUGCUGUAAAUAAAAAUACAAGCUAGUGCUUUGUCUUAGUAGUUUUAAGAAAUUAAAGCAAACAAAUUUAAGUUUUCUUGUAUUGAAAAUAACCUAUGAUUGUAUGUUUUGCAUUCCUAGAAGUAGGUUAACUGUGUUUUUAAAUUGUUAUAACUUCACACCUUUUUGAAAUCUGCCCUACAAAAUUUGUUUGGCUUAAACGUCAAAAGCCGUGACAAUUUGUUCUUUGAUGUGAUUGUAUUUCCAAUUUCUUGUUCAUGUAAGAUUUCAAUAAAACUAAAAAAUCUAUUCAAAACAUUACCUAUUUCAAAUUCAAUUGUGUCCUAAAACAUUAUUUUAUUCGUAAUCCUUGCAAGGAAUAUUGUUUUCAAAGUAUAACUGCCUAUGUGAGUGAUCAAAUUCAUGCAAAAUUUCUUGUUUAUUCCAACAUGUGUUGUGGAUAUUAGACUGAGGAUUAGUCUAAAUUCAAGUAUUUAUUCCAAUUAGCACUUUCAUUGAUUGGUGUUCUCUCAUAGUCUCUUCUAAUUUUGAAAUUUUAUCUUUUAUUAAAAAAAAAAAAACAGGUUCAUAGACUUUUGAGCAUUCUUGCAGGCAUUGGAUAAUUUGCAUUAAAACAAAUAAAAUGUGGCUGGGAAAGCAGACUGCAAUUUAUUUUGACCCACAUUCUUUAUAAGGGAUAAUUUGUGACUGAAGACCUUAUUUGCUGGAUAAGUGAAUGUACAUACAGGGAAAAUUGUUAGUACUGUGGCGUCAAUUGCACUGCGGACUUUAGUUUUAGUGAAAAUGAUCGUGACUACCAUUUCAGUUACUGGUUUAGGAAUAUAAUUUCCUAUUACUAUGUAAAUUUGCUUUGAGAAACAUUCAUGCCUUGUAAGAGAGGCUUAAAAAUAUCCAGUAGUAAUACCUUUGACUUUCUGUUAACACUUCGUUUAUUUUUAUUUAUCUGCUAUCCCUGAUGCCCAAAUUUUUUGUUGGCCAAGACAUAACAUCUAUUUCCCUAUUUCCUUUAGAAAUUCUGAUUUAUUCUAAUGACUUUUUUGCUUGAGAAUGAGAGGAACAAAAGAAUCUAAGCUUUACGGUACAGAAAAGUGAAUCACUUUCAAAUUACUAUUAAGUUUUCCCCUCCAUCUUAUUCUUACGUGGUUCUCAAAUGUUUUUAUAAUGAUAAAAAUAUCAGAAGCCAUUGGGGAAUAAUUAAAAUGGAUACACCAUUAUUCUGUGUUUUGUUCCUGUUUGGUGUCUUUGUGAUAGGAAUAUUAGAUUUCAAAAUCAUAAGCCACUUAAUUCCGUGUAAUCUUGGCUAGAUCAUAUUGGGUUUCAUGGCUUCUUUUCAUUUCAAUUUAAGAUUACUAUUUACUGAUGAAAGUCAAUAUAUUUCAUUUCUUUUUCAAAGUACACUCAUUACACAGUAUAGUCAUUUAACAGACCUUAUUGAUAUUUUAGUUUUUUGGAAACUGAUAAAGGAAUUAUGGUCUGUUGUAUGAUAGUUUUGAGUUAACAUGGGUAUUUCUUUGGUAAGACAGAUCCAGUUGUUUUUCUUAUGCCCAUGUAUGCAAGUAAAGACACCAAACAUUCUUUAAAUGCUGCUUUUAAACUUUGAAAGUACAAUUUGAAGUUGUAACUAUACAUCUAAUUAGACUUAAGUAAAACCCUGAUUUUUUUCCUGGAAAGAACAAAAUCUACAAAUAAAAUUUGAGUUGUUUGUAUUUCUUAAUUAGGUGUUACAAGCUACAAAGUUGUCAUAAAGAAUGCUAAGAAUGGGGAUAGAAAUGAUUCUGAGAAAACAAACCCUCGCAAAAACAUAAGAUUAAAACUUGGGUUCCAUGUCAAAAUCCUUUCCUUUAAUUGCAAAUUAUAUUUUGAAUUUUAAAGUGGCCACCUCCUCCUCUGUCCUUUUCACUAAUUAAAAAUAUAUUUGCAGAGGUACCCUCUAAUAUUUGGUUUAUAGGUUUUGUGGCUAUUUUAAAUUGUAAAGCAUAAUCCUAUAAACAUUAAAACUCAAGAGCUUUUCUUCUUUCAUGUCUUGUAAAUUAACACUGUAGCAGCAUUCAGAGAAAAUAGAUUCAGAGCUCAACUUUUCACAUAAAUAAAUCUAACAGUGUAAUAUAUAAACCUGAAAAAUGUCAGUUGAGGGAGGUCUUUAUUCUAGAUUGGCAUUUUUUUUUUUUUAAAUUAGGUACAAAUUAUGAGUGUAAGGAAUUUGGUUUCCUGCUCUCCUGUCUUUCCAUCUUUUUUGUUCCCCAAGCUAAUUGAUUUGGCUUUAUUUAUGAGCCUGUUACAGUAAAGUGUGUGUUGGGAAAUAUAUUGAGGUAUAGAGCUAUUCUUUGUAGGUACCCUGGUGAGACCGAUACAAAUAUGCCCCUCCCCAUAAUGGAAUACUAAUUUUUAUUUGAUCACUCAUUUAUAGCAGUUGCUUAAAUGUAUGUAUUUAUAUGAAGGUAUUUUAAUUUUUAAGAGCAAAAAAGUUCUAAUAAGUUGCCAGAUUUCUAAUAAAUGCAGGUUUAUUUGGUGAAAAGAUAAGGAAAAUGAGUUAUGAUUCUGUAGUUUUUUUAAAAUGAGUUCAGCAUAAUUGUUUUUCAGGUUUUUUUAGUUACUGGGGUUAUUCUGCAUAAGAAAGCCCAAUGCUUUCUGAUAGUAGGAGAUAAUUUUUCUCUCUUUUGACUUUGAAAUCUGACUUAGGAGAUGAAUUCUUUUUAAAAAGGUCAGCAUGCAAAAAAAUAAAUUAUAUAUUUUAAAUUCUAAAAGAGAAGGGACAUAAAAUUUCACUCCUAGCAUAAAGCCAUAUAAUAUUAUUCUUGAAACUCAUUACAUCAUUUGCCUCCUGCCCAUUUGAAUAUAAUCAUACCUACGUUUUAUUAAUUGUGCAUUUGUAAAACCAAACCCUUCCAGUAAAUACUUGCUAUAAGGCUAUUGCUUGUCAAUUAUCAAGGCUUCUAAAUAUGUUAAAACUUGUCAUUUUGAUUUUUCAAAGAUAAUUUUAUUAUACUGAGCUACCAAUAUUCUUAAAGAAAACUAACCAAAGUUAAUAUUAGUGUAGUCCAUUAUUAUGUGGACAAUUAUUAUGUGGAAUCUCUUAAGUGAGCAACUAAGAAAAAGCCUUAUAGAAAGACUACACUGGAUUUAUAAGUGUGUUUAUGUUUCUCUAAGAAUGGGAGCUUCUGUUAACUUAGGGGUGGAGUUGUUCUGAGGAAACCAGUAGAUUGGAUGACUGACUGGAGAAUCCAGAAUAACAAAUCCAUUAGCCAGACAUGUUUACUUUUAUAUUAGAAGUUUGUUGAUUAGGUCUUAAUUUUCAAACGCAAACACCAAGCUUUAAAAAUAUUGCAUAUACAAUGUAUUGGUCAGCAAUUUAAUAAUAUUUAAUUUGAAGUUAAUUAUUGUUAAUCCUUCUAGAAAAGUUUUUUUUCUUUAAAUAAAAGUACAUAUAUAUACUUUUUUAUUUAGAGGUUACCAGAAGCUCUGGUUUUGUUUUGUUUUGUUUUGUUUUUUUGUUUUUUUAAUCAUUUUCAGAUGUUAUCCAGAAAUCUGCAAGUGUACUUUUCCUGUUUUAACUCCUUCCUUUUAUCACCUGACUAUCAGGGAAGCGAGGUUGAGGCUGCCCUGACCUGACAUGUCAUGAUGUCGACUUGCUAGGUGGGGUUCGCUGGGGACGAUAACCAGUGGAAUUGUUGGUAAGAACUUUUUUUUCCUAUUUUUUUUUUUAUCAGUAGUGGGGCAUUAAGUGUGGGAGAAUGCCCAUAUCCUAUAAGUGGGCAAUUAUGUCAGCCUUGUAGAAAAAUAGGACUUUAAUAUUAAAUUAUUUUGUUCUUAAUAGGAACAUAUAAUAACACUUCACUUACUUUUAAAUUGGUAGCAGAUCAGCAGGAAAGGCCUGCAAGUAUGAAGUAAUGAAAUACUCAGGGUAUAUUUUAAGUGAGCAAAAUAGACACCUUAUAAUCUUAAAAAGUCUCUUGGAGAGACAAUAAAUUUGCUUUAACUGUCAUUUCAGUCUAGUAUUAUAUUUUCUAUAUUUUGUUGGAUAGAUUAACAUAUAAUGCAUCUUAAAGAGAUAUUUAUUGCACACUAAUUUUAGUGAAAACAAGAAGACAUUGAUAGAAUGGAGGGCUUAAACACCAAAGAUACUAUUUUUAAAAAUCUUCCAAAGUAAUCUUAACACUGUAAAAUGAAACUUUAAAAAGUUUUAGCAGUUUGACAAUAAUGGCCUCAAUUUAGAGAUAUGUUGAGACAAUGACUUUGGGUCAAGAGGAAAUUACAUAGCUGAAAUAUUAAGACCUUGAACAUAGCAGAAACAUAAACCUAUGAACAACUUGUGUUUUGUGUGAAAGCUAGGGUAGCUGAUAGGAUUAGCAGAUAUUGGUAGAAUUAAGAGUCAAUAUUUAAAUUAUUGCUAAAGAUUAAAAUCCCUCAUCUUAUAGUUUGUAGGGGAUUCCAUGAUGGUAAGGUAUAGAUUGAAAUUAAAUUUAGUAACUAGGCAUUUCUGACCAUACCAUAUAAAAAAUAAUUGUAAUAUGGUAUAAACACUGAUUAAAAGUAAUUAUGGAUUUUCAUGCCUGAAGAACCUUCUCAGUAUUCUUACAGCACUGUAUCUUCUUUAUUGGUUGAGAAUAUCAGUCUAGAAAGACUUUCCUAGAUGUUAAAUGUGCUAGUCAGUGUCAUGAAUAUAAACCCUUACUUGUAAGUUUGCUAUAGACUAGUUGUACAACACUAGAAUGAAAUUAUGUAAUACUUUUAAGAAUUGUAGUGAUUGCAGGGUUGUGUUAAGGUAACAUUUUAUGCAUGUGUCAGUGACAGAAAGGAUCAGGGUAUAAAACUUAGCACUAAAUAGCAUGCUCCUUAGGAAGUUUUAAGGUAAGCAGUAGGAAUAUUCAUGUAAUUCUGAUGAGUUUAUGUAAGUUAAGGAAAAUGCAAUGCCAGUUUGUUGACUUUAAACACUAAAAACAAAAUACAUUUUGUGGAACCAACAAAGGAGACAUUCUGGGGAAAAACUUAAAUUGCUCAAAUUUAAAUAAGGGCUCUCACUUUAUAUAGUAGAUUUGUCAGGAUCCCAUGAACAUUGCUUUUCUUGAUUUCUCACAUAUGAGGGUUGGGCAAAAGGGACUUCUCUAGCCUCUUCGAUAAUGUAGGUAGACUUGUACUUAGUGAAUCCCAUUAUAAUGUUAGGUACUAUGUUCUAAGACUAUUUCUAUAAUUGGACUGAAGGCUCCUGCAAACAUAAAUUGCUGAUAUGGAUAUAGUAACAUAAGAAAUACCAAAAUAGGGACAUUUGCAAGACCUUUUCCAUUUAAUCAUCAGUUUAAUAAAAAUCAUGCUUUUGGUACAGUGUUCAUGUACCAUAACUGUAUUGGAAUAUUUGUACGAUGUUAAAUAUUUUUAAUAAAAUUUAACAUGUUCAAAA